Messenger RNA from Fusarium subglutinans, 1425 nucleotides. RefSeq lists its product as uncharacterized. NCBI's taxonomy places the organism in Eukaryota, Fungi, Ascomycota, Sordariomycetes, Hypocreales, Nectriaceae. The coding region runs from base 1 to 1425 and encodes 474 amino acids. The record is from RefSeq and is a predicted model, not a curated record. The transcript has a single exon.
AUGUCGGGAACCAAGAGAACCGCACCCCCAUCGCCUCAGGCGACUUCCGCCUCGUCAAAGAGACACCGUAAUGGAAUCGACGAGCCCGGUGUUCAUGUCAUCUUUGUUUCCAUCAGCCACCACAAAGAUAUCGGUGAAGAGGGCCACGAUGUCAGAAUCCCCUGUGACCCAGCUCUUGGCUCAUUCGAAGCGGGCGACGUCCUGGGCACGUUGACUCUUGAAAAGCUUCAGCAGCUGGAAGUUGAUCUCGGUCCUGGACUUGUCAGCAACAUCGGCUCCAGAGAGAAACAGAAACAUGGUCCAGUCGACUUGGCUGGCCGCAUCGCGAGAUCACAAAAGUCCAAGCCCAAGAUGAUUCAGCCCACCUGGAACGAACGCGUCGUUCUCCUUCAUCAGCAGGUUGUUACCAUGCUUUGGGCCGAAAGAUCUCAACGCAUGACGAUUGAGCACUGCAAUCUUGAUUGGAUCCUGAGCCUCAUCAAAGAAGGAGCCAAUGCUCUCGCUAAUCAGUUUUGCGAUCACAACCGGCCCAUCAUCUUCUAUAUCCCACUUCACCCAAAGGAUUGGAAUCUGCAUCCUAAAGUUCGCUCUCUUUAUGAAGCCAUCGAUGCACUCCAGCAUCUGGUCAACAACAUCAGCGUUUAUCCGACAUACCACGAGAGCUGGAACUACGGAUACAAGGUUGCGGACAUCAAGGCACUGGAUGCUAUCGCAGUCAAAGAGUCCACACCUGAGCCAUACCGCCACAGGCCCGAGACAUGCUUGGGCACCGGACCCUGCAGACUUGAUGAACUCCAGGGGUCACAAUUUGUCAGGUUCGCGUUUAGUGGUCGCGACGACUACGUGCAUCAUACCACAAACCCGAGCUAUAACAUGUUUGUUCACAGCCAACCCUACACGCAGGGAUCUGCCAUGAGAGUCAUUCACCAGCAGUGCUUUUCGUCUGUUCCCGGAUGGGGAUACAUCCGCGUUUAUAUGGUCGGCAAUCAGAUCAUUGCCCGCAGCUUCUCCUCAAGCGACCAGCGAACAAAAGUACACAACACCUCGACUCUUCGCUCUGAUUGCCACUUCGACUUUCGCCCUGAAGGUUCUCGACACCCGGAUCCGGACCCUGAAGUGACCGAGCGACAGGAAGCAAAGCUGGAAGAACUCGACAGCUUUUGCAAGUGGUGGCAGCAUCAACUCGCCACGCAUGAUCCUGAACUAUUUGACUCUCUCAAGGUCGGAUGUGUCAUGAGAAUCGGCCUCUCGGAAGCAAGCCUUGAUGGAAAGUUCUUUAUUCUCUCGGUUCAGAGAUGGUAUGCUUCCAACUUUUUCAGUCUGGACUUGACAGCCAAGCCGUUCGAUCAGCUUUGCAAGGCAUUUGGGGAGCAGUUUGCGCGAGUUUAUGGAUCCUUUGCUGCGAUUGAUGCUAUGGACGAUUGA